Molecule: messenger RNA, 720 nt
Organism: Penicillium cataractarum
Lineage: Eukaryota; Fungi; Ascomycota; Eurotiomycetes; Eurotiales; Aspergillaceae
Exons: 1
Coding region: 1-720 (239 amino acids)
Cellular component (GO): extracellular region
Molecular function (GO): calcium channel inhibitor activity
Source: RefSeq, a predicted model, not a curated record
AUGCAUACCUCGGCUGCUACCCUGCUCACUCUUUUGAUUCCCGCUACUCUCGCGAUCCCUAGAAUCCUCACUCAGAACUCGGGCAUCGAUGCCUCAAUGAUCCCUUCCGAGGUCCUCUACUACUACCGAUACCACCACAUCCCACUGGACGUCUACAUCGAUGGACUCACAAAUGAUAUGCUCCUCGACGAGGACCAGGAUGCAGUGACCAAAGCUAUCAACGAGAUGGCCUGCGGCCCCAAUAAACUCAAUACCUGCCCCUCUCUCCAAUGGUAUUGCAACCCAGACAUGGGCAGGUGCAACAUCAAAAAGCUCAUUGGAGAGAUGUGCGACUCGGACAAUUCCUGCUUCUCCGGAAACUGCCGUUCCAGAUGCAUGAAGCCCGAUGGCCAGUUCGGUGCUAGAUGUAUAGAUGAUACUCGUUGCGCUCCGGGACUGGUCUGUCGCUACGGCUUGUACAAUCGAGAUCAUAGACAGUGCCUCAACAAGAGGAACAGGAUUUAUGGUGUCUCGUGCACUGACAAUAAUGACUGCGAGAAUCCACUGGUCUGCAAUGAGGUCACCAUCGGAGGGGCGAGGAAUAUCUGCAGUCUGCAGGAAGAUCUCACUGGUUCCGUUACGUGCAUCAAUAAUGGCGAACUCUGUGGAGCGGAUAGUCAGUGCUGUUCGAAUAAGUGCCAAGUCACAGCCACCAGCCGUAUGCCACGGUGCAUGGCUUAA